ACUAAGUAACGGUCACAUGGGCUUUGUUACUUCUCUAAACGUGAAAACAUUUAUACCGACCUACACUCUUGCUCCUACAUAUUCCGCGCCUUACAUUCUCAUGCACUUCCAAGUAUCACCAAACACUGAGAUAUCCCAGCAGCACUCACUACCUUCCCUUUUCCAACUAUCAAUCAACCAUGGAUCAUACUUGCAAGAGGUCCUCUGCCUUGAAGCCAUGGAAGAAAGGGCCAACCAGAGGGAAAGGUGGCCCCCAGAACGCUUCGUGCGAGUAUCGAGGCGUUAGGCAAAGAACGUGGGGCAAAUGGGUUGCUGAGAUAAGAGAGCCGAAGAAGAGAACCAGGCUCUGGCUCGGUUCUUUCACCACGGCUGAAGAAGCCGCCAUGGCUUAUGAUGAGGCUGCAAGGAGACUUUAUGGACCGGAUGCAUACCUUAACCUUCCCCACUUGCAACCAAGCUCCAAUGCUGCACCUAUCAAAUCAGGAAAGUUCAAAUGGUUGCCUUCCAAGAACUUCAUGUCAAUGUUUCCUACUUGUGGAGCACUCAAUGUAAAUGCUCAACCUAGUGUUCAUUUCAUUCAUCAGAGGUUGCAAGAGCUUAAGCAGAAUGCAGUUGUUACUCAACCACCUUCUAAGGAAGAAAUUAUGACUGUUGGCAGCAAAAAUAAUGCCGAAAAGCCUUCCGCAGAAAAAGAUGCUCAAACGUUGCCCGAGGCCAUGCUUGGAGAUCUUCAGGAGAAACCCCAGAUAGACCUCCAUGAGUUUCUUCAGCAGCUGGGAAUACUGAAAGAAGAAAGACAUUCAGAAAGAGCUGAUAGCUCGGGAAGUUCAACGGUGAAUGAAGCUGUGUCAAGAGAUGACAAUGAUCAACUGGGAGUGUUUUCUGACAACAGUGUUAACUGGGAGGCAUUAAUUGCAGGUAUUCAGGAAUCAGAAGACAUCAUCCAGCUUGAAGAAGCAUAUGACAUGAAUGAUGAGCUUAAUUUCUCAACUUCCAUUUGGAACUUUUAAGAAUCUUGUAGCUUUGUC
Messenger RNA from Lotus japonicus, 1028 nucleotides. Its product is annotated as dehydration-responsive element-binding protein 2F. Gene Ontology annotation, molecular function: DNA-binding transcription factor activity; transcription cis-regulatory region binding. NCBI's taxonomy places the organism in Eukaryota, Viridiplantae, Streptophyta, Magnoliopsida, Fabales, Fabaceae. Gene Ontology annotation, biological process: positive regulation of DNA-templated transcription; response to stress. The transcript has a single exon. Gene Ontology annotation, cellular component: nucleus. The record is from RefSeq and is a predicted model, not a curated record. Bases 180 to 1010 code for a protein of 276 amino acids.